Molecule: messenger RNA, 1687 nt
Organism: Mycotypha africana
Lineage: Eukaryota; Fungi; Mucoromycota; Mucoromycetes; Mucorales; Mycotyphaceae
Product: PIN domain-like protein
Exons: 2
Coding region: 38-1462 (474 amino acids)
Molecular function (GO): 5'-3' exonuclease activity; DNA binding; 5'-flap endonuclease activity
Source: RefSeq, a predicted model, not a curated record
UUGUUUUCAAUACCAGGUACCACUCAUUCUGUCUUCAAUGGGGGUUCAUGGUCUAACUGGUCUUAUCGCAAAGCAUGCACCUAAUGCUAUUCGUGUUAUAAGUGCAAACACAUUGGCUAGACAGACUAUCGCCUUUGAUGCAAGCUGCCAUUUAAAUAAAUUCAUAUACGGCGACGAACCCCACAAUUACAAACAUAUUUACGGCUUUUAUCAACUUGCUCGCUUUUGCGAUCUCAACCAAAUAAGACCGAUUUUUGUGUUUGAUGGGCCUAAACGAUUAGCAGCUAAAAGUUUCGAAUUAGCGAAACGAGCCAAAGCUCGUUCCAAAGUCAAACACUCCCUUGCUUUCGAAAAGGAACAAUCGAUCCGAUUAGACAAUUGGUUACAGUUCUCAAAUUCAAUAGACAAUGUCGACCAAUUUGACAAAAUUAAUCUUGCCAGUAUUUUUAAUGACUUGGAUCAAACAAUGGCCGACGCAGAAAAUAGGAUAUCAAAUAAUAAUGCAGUAAUGAAAGAGGUUGAGGAUAUAGUGGACGAAAGAAACUACAAGGCCGCCGAUAUUGAUAUUGAAGGAAAAUUAAUGCUUUUCGCGCAGGAACUGAGAAAUGCUAUUACUAAUUCUAAAAAUACCGAAAAAUAUACAAGAACUGUACGUGCUUUGGUUUAUCGCGAAAAGGAACUGAUUGCUGACAUGGUGAGUCAAGAGUAUAAAAAUACAAAAUCUGCCCUGAAGAGGUUGAGAAGGGACAAUCAAGUAAUGUUGGAUUCAUUACAAAAAAGGUCAUUCCGUAUUACACAAGCUAUACGAGAGGAAUGUAGAGACUUUUUAGAGGCACUUGGUUAUCUCUGUUUCACUUGCAACGGUCAUGAAGCGGAAGCUAUGUGUGCACAUCUUGGCCGAGCAGGUAUCACAAAGGCCACAGUGUCAGAAGACUUGGAUACGUUAGUGUUUGGUGAAGUACCAAUUUUACGGUAUUUCUUUGCUAGGCAUCGUCCUAUUCUAUCUAUAGACCCUGUUGUUGCUAGACAAGAGCUGGGCUUAAGUAAAGACGCCUUCAUUGAUCUAUGCAUUCUUUGUGGCACAGAUUUUUCGGGAACUAUUCAAGGUAUCGGUCCUCAUCGUGCAAUACAAGCCAUACAAAAAUAUGGCUCAAUAGAGAUGAUUCUGCAGCAUAUGGAUUCCAAACGAUAUGUUCCCCAUGAAACAUUCAACUACCAACGAGCACGGAACGUCUUUAACAGCUUGCCUCCUAUACCCUUAGACCGAGCAGCGUAUCAGCCACCCAAACUCAACGAAUCGAGAAAAGCUGAAUUGUUAAAACACUAUGAGCUAGAUGCGCUUACCAUUGAAGUCAAAUUGAAAGCAUCAUUGUUGCAGCAGAAUUUGAUCGAUGGCCACUCUUUACAAACGCAGGAUCCAUUUGCGCCAAAUGCUUCUCAACUGUCAUUGAAUGCAUUUUAAAGAUACCUUUGUCAAUAUUUUAUCAAAAUGAUACCCGCUCAAUCUAUUGAAAUACAUUUGCUAUAGCAUUUUACUAGAAAAUCAACAUACACUCAUGGUUUCAAAAAAAAAAAAAAUCACACUCUACAGAGCAUGCGUGGAAUUACAAACUAAGAUACGAAAUGUAGAAAGCGGAAAUCGAUUUGUCAUUUUCCUGCAAAUGGAUAUUAUAUUAUAUGCUAGCUA